Elaeis guineensis (African oil palm) is the source of this 2708-nucleotide messenger RNA. NCBI's taxonomy places the organism in Eukaryota, Viridiplantae, Streptophyta, Magnoliopsida, Arecales, Arecaceae. The record is from RefSeq and is a predicted model, not a curated record.
GGUACGAUGGCGCCAGCAUUUUCCUUGCAAUCUUCUUGGUCGCCGUCGUCUCCUCCGUGAGCAACUUCCGCCAGAUGAAGCGCUUCGACAAGCUCGCCGGCGAGUGCAACAACAUCCAUGCCAACGUCAUCAGAGAUGGCCGCCGGCAGGAUGUGUCCAUCUUCGACAUCGUCGUGGGGGACAUCGUCUUCCUCAAGAUCGGCGACCAGGUCCCCGCCGAUGGCGUCUUCCUCGAAGGCCACUCUCUGCAAGUCGACGAAUCCAGCAUGACCGGCGAAUGCCACCCCAUCGACAUCGACGGCCAAAAGAACCCCUUCCUCACCUCCGGCGUCAAAGUAGUCGAUGGCUACGCCCGAAUGCUCGUCACCGCCGUCGGCAUGGACACUACUUGGGGAGAGAUGAUGAGCACCAUCACCCGCGAGACCACCGAGCCAACACCGCUCCAGGAGCGGCUCCAGAAGCUGACGUCGAGCAUCGGGAAGAUCGGAAUUGCGGUCGCCGUCUUAGUCUUCGCAGUGCUGACGAUCCGCUACUUCACCGGAAGUACCAUAGAUGAGAACGGCCAGCCAAAGUUCGACAAGAGCAACGUGACAGCCAACGGCGUGAUCAGUGCCAUCGUGGAGAUAUUCCAGCAGGCGGUCACCAUCAUCGUGGUCGCCAUCCCUGAAGGUCUUCCCCUGGCGGUGACUCUAACUUUGGCCUUCUCCAUGAAGAGGAUGAUGAAGGAUCAUGCAUUGGUGCGGAGGCUCUCGGCGUGCGAGACGAUGGGCUCCGUCACGACCAUCUGCACCGACAAAACAGGGACUCUGACGCUGAAUCAGAUGAUGGUCACCGCGUUUUGGGUCGGCGGAGAAAAGGUUGAGCCGGGCGGCGCUGCUUCCAUCGAUACAAGAAUUCUCCGCUCCAUCCACCAAGGAGUUGGGUUGAACACGACCGGUAGUGUUUACAGGCCUAACUCUGUUUCGGAGCCAGAGAUCACCGGCAGCCCAACAGAGAAAGCACUUCUUUAUUGGGCAAUUGAGUUGGGGAUGGAUACCGAGGAGCUGAAAAGAAGUUUCCAAAUCAUCCAUGUCGAAGCCUUCAAUUCGGAAAAGAAGCAAAGCGGGGUUCUAGUGAGGGAGAAUGGAAGAGUGGCGACGGUCACACAUUGGAAAGGAGCUGCAGAGAUGAUUCUUGAUCGGUGCUCGAGCUACUUUGAGAGAAAUGGGUUGAUUCGAGAAAUGGAUGCUGAGAAGAGGAGGAAGUUUGAUCUCAUUAUCAAAGACAUGGCAGCUUGUAGUCUUAGGUGCAUCGCCUUUGCCUACAAGGAAUCUGAAGCAGAGGAUGUUCAUGUCGAUGAAGACGGAGCAGUUCGAAAGCUUGAUGAUGAGAGGCUAACUUUGGUGGGAUUAGUUGGCCUGAAAGAUCCAUGCCGGCCCGAAGUGAGAUCAGCAAUCAAGUCUUGUCGAAAUGCGGGAGUCACCGUAAAAAUGAUAACAGGGGAUAAUGUCUUCACAGCCAGAGCGAUCGCCGUCGAAUGUGGAAUACUCGGAGACGAUGACUGUGAUGGACUGGUGAUUGAAGGGAAAGAGUUCCGGAACUAUUCAACAGAGAAGAGAUUAGCAAUGGUGGAUAGAAUUCGAGUGAUGGCAAGGUCCUCUCCUUUUGAUAAGCUACUAAUGGUGGAGUCCUUGAAGCAAAAGGGUCAUGUUGUUGCAGUCACUGGAGAUGGAACAAAUGAUGCACCAGCACUGAAGGAAGCUGAUGUUGGGCUCUCCAUGGGAAUCCAGGGUACGGAGGUGGCUAAGGAGAGCUCCGACAUCGUAAUAAUGGAUGACAACUUCAGCACCGUCGUCACCGUCAUGAGAUGGGGAAGGUGUGUCUACAAUAACAUUCAGAAAUUUCUUCAGUUUCAGCUCACAGUGAACAUUGCAGCAUUGGUCAUAAACUUUGUGUCGGCGAUCGCUUCCGGUGAAGUUCCAUUAACUACUGUGCAACUCCUGUGGGUGAACUUGAUCAUGGAUACGAUGGGAGCUCUGGCAUUAGCUACCGAUAGACCAACAAAGGAAUUGAUGAAGAAGCCCCCGGUAGGCCGAACCGAGCCACUUAUCAGCAACAUCAUGUGGAGGAACCUCACAGCACAAGCUCUCUUUCAGAUUGCAGUUCUACUUGUGUUCCAGUUUGCAGGGAAGUCCAUAUUUGGAGUGAGUCAAAAGAUCAACAACACAAUCAUCUUUAAUACGUUUGUGCUCUGCCAAGUCUUCAAUGAAUUCAAUGCGAGGAAGCUGGAGAAGAAGAAUGUGUUUGAUGGAAUUCAUAGGAACAAACUCUUCUUGGGGAUCGUUGGAGUGACUUUGAUCCUGCAAGUGAUGAUGGUGGAGCUGCUGAAAAGGUUUGCUGGUACAGAAAGAUUGGGCUGGGGACAGUGGGGUAUUUGUGCUGGUAUUGCGGCCAUCUCAUGGCCAAUUGCUUGGAUUGUAAAGUGCAUACCUGUUUCUAGCACACCAAUCUCUAAACUUCUUGCUCGCUGUAAAGUUUUCUAGUAUGAUUCCUUUUUUUUAUUUGUUUUUUUCUAGAUACCUAGAUAGGCUAAAUAGAUUCUUUUAGUUGUUAUGUCCCAUGUGAUUCAAUAAAUGUUUUGUGUUAGAGGAUGUAUCUAGCUGCUCUCUUUGUUCUAUAACAAAUAAUGUAAAUGGCUUCCGGCAGAAUUCUUCAGUGGUUCCUUCAUU